CUGGCGGCAGUUGGGGUCUGGAUCUCCCCCCUUUAUUUCCCAUGCUAAAAGUUUUUCUCCCUGCAGCCUGUUUGCUGGAGCGCACAGAUUCUCUCCUCCUCCUAAGCAGGAGGUGGGCAGGUCUAACUACAUUAAAUAUACAAACAUACUGUGCUCCCUCUCUGCUCCACCAAGGGCUGGCGUGGGAAUCAGUGGCCCAUCAGCAGCAAAAUCUGAGCAAAGGCUGCCCAAAGGGCUGGGGGAAGGGUGAAAACAGCAGCAGCAGCAGCAGCAAAUAAACAGAGCAGCCAAACCGCCCCGUAGGAAGGGGAGAGGAGCAAGCGGGAGAGCUCAGGGAGGCUGUGCAUUUCAUGUCUCUUUACAGGAGCUUUCUGCAGCCCUUACGGAUCUCUUGCAAGUGUAUGUGCAUUGGUGUCCCAGGGAAGAGCAUCCUUCUAGGAGGAAGAGCUGGAAAUCAGUCAGAAGAGAAAAGAAAAAACAAACAACCCCCCAGCUAUUAUCCAUUCCCAGAGGCAGGUGAAAGGGAGAGAGAGAAAGGAGUUUAGGGGAAUGAAGCUGGAGGAUCCAGAGACUCGGAGGGGAAAAGUUGCCCUGAUGGGAGACUCUGUGUACUAGAGCCUGAGCUCUGCUCCACAAUGGGAUUUCUCGUGUCUAAAGGAAACCUCCUCCUCCUGCUGUGUGCCAGCGUCUUCCCUGCCUUUGGUCAUGUGGAAACCCGAGCUCAUGCAGAGGAGCGUCUCCUGAAGAAACUCUUCUCUGGUUAUAACAAGUGGUCCCGCCCUGUCGCCAACAUUUCCGAUGUGGUCCUCGUCCGCUUCGGCUUGUCCAUUGCCCAGCUCAUCGACGUUGACGAGAAAAAUCAAAUGAUGACCACAAACGUGUGGGUGAAGCAGGUGGGUGCACCAAAAUAUGUGCUUUUCCAUGUUUCUUUUCAGUUUUUCCAUCUGAACUCUUCCAGCUUUGUAACCGCCUCAUUUUUUUGGCAGGAGUGGCAUGACUACAAGCUACGCUGGGACCCCCAAGAAUACGAAAAUGUCACAUCCAUCCGAAUCCCCUCUGAGCUCAUAUGGAGGCCAGAUAUUGUCCUCUACAACAAUGCUGACGGUGACUUUGCAGUCACCCACCUGACCAAGGCCCACCUCUUCUAUGAUGGGAGAAUUAAAUGGAUGCCACCUGCUAUCUAUAAAAGCUCCUGCAGCAUCGAUGUUACCUUCUUCCCCUUUGACCAGCAAAACUGCAAAAUGAAGUUUGGCUCCUGGACUUAUGACAAAGCCAAGAUAGACUUGGUGAGCAUGCACAGUCAUGUGGACCAGCUGGACUACUGGGAGAGUGGGGAAUGGGUCAUCAUCAAUGCUGUGGGCAAUUACAACAGCAAGAAAUACGAAUGCUGCACAGAGAUCUACCCUGAUAUAACUUACUCCUUCAUUAUCCGGAGGCUGCCCCUAUUCUACACAAUCAAUCUGAUCAUCCCCUGCCUGCUGAUCUCCUGCCUGACUGUCCUGGUCUUCUACUUGCCCUCCGAGUGUGGAGAGAAAAUAACCUUGUGCAUCUCCGUGCUGCUGUCCCUCACUGUGUUCCUGCUGCUCAUCACAGAGAUCAUCCCGUCUACCUCCUUGGUCAUCCCUCUGAUUGGAGAGUAUCUUCUCUUCACCAUGAUAUUUGUUACCUUGUCUAUCAUCAUCACUGUCUUUGUGCUCAAUGUGCACCAUCGUUCCCCACGUACCCACACAAUGCCUGACUGGGUGAGGAGGAUCUUCCUUGACAUAGUCCCACGCCUCCUCUUCAUGAAACGUCCCUCCACAGUGAAAGACAAUUGCAAGAAGCUCAUUGAAUCUAUGCACAAAAUGACCAAUACACCAAGGCUUUGGUCCGAGAUUGAUGUGGAACCCAACUUUACUACCUCAUCCUCCCCCAGCCCCCAGAGUAAUGAGCCAUCACCCACAUCUUCCUUCUGUGCCCACCUCGAGGAGCCAGCCAAGCCUCAGCCUAUCUGCAAGUCCCCUUCUGGGCAGUACUCUGUGCUGCACCCAGAGCCUGUACAGGUGACCUGCUCCUCACCACAACCCUCAUGCCACCCCCUGAGUGAGACCCAGACCACCUCCAUCUCGAAAGGCAGAUCACUAAGUGUUCAGCAGAUGUACAGCCCCAGUAAGGCAGAGGAAGGGAGUAUCCGCUGCAGGUCCCGGAGCAUCCAGUAUUGCUACCUGCAAGAGGACUCUUCCCAGACCAAUGGCCAAUCCACUGGCUCCCCAGCAUCCCAGCGGUGCCACCUAAAUGAAGAGCAGCCCCAGCAGAAGCCCCCUCAGUGCAAGUGUAAAUGCAAAAAGAGAGAGGCAGCAGGCGCACCAGCUCAAGGAAGCAAGACUCACAGCGACAAAGAGCAACAUCUUGUGUUGAUGUCCCCAGCCCUGAAGCUGGCAGUGGAAGGGGUUCACUACAUCGCAGACCACCUGCGAGCAGAAGACGCGGAUUUCUCAAUGGAUGCUCUAAGGGCUGUACAAUCAUAAAUCAACAAGAUUUCCCCCCAGAAGAUAACAAGCUUCAGGAUGAACCUCAGCUGUUUACCUCUGCCUAUUGAAUAGUAAAGACCUGCUUAACUUGGUGUUGUUUUUAAAGGGAAUAAAAUUAUCCAUUGCACGAAAAUAUUUAGCUGAUUCUUACACUUUUGAAAAUGUUCAGGUUUUCCUGAAAUUUAAGAUGCUUUGUUGUGAGAAAAAAUUAUGGGGAAAUACGAUAUGCUCUCCAAUGCAUGCCUCAUUUCCCAAUUUGCAAAGCUGCCUAUGAAGCCAAGGAGCCAGAGCAAUACCAGACGAUUUAAAGGCUUAACCAAGCAGCCCACAUGGCAAAUAACGAGAGGCGUAGUUAAAGAGCUCACUUUGCUGGCAUUGCUUCAGCUGAAUGUUGUCUGCGUUGAGGCAAAGAGUGAUGACAGGUCCUUUGCAAAUACAUUGAAAGAUUCAUGACCAGUUUGUCAAGGUUUCAGCAUGCCAAAAUGGUGGGGGUUUUUAACAUAACAUAACGACAUACCCUACUUGUAUGGAAUUAUUCUCUUAGCGGAAUAAAAUGCCACGGCAUUGGUCACAGAAGCCAGGAUUGUAUAUUUCCUCCCUCUGACACAUCAUGAUUUCUCUGUACACCCACAAGUUAUAAGAUAAAAUUCAGUGGUGCAUCUGUGACUGAUGAAGGAAAAGAAGACUUAAGGUGAGUUUCCAGAGUCACUGUGUUGUGCUCAAAGCUUGUUUGUUUGGUGCUCAACAGAUCAUAAUAUUUGAGGACCUGAAGUUGCCACUGUACCUGUGAAAACGUCAUCUGUUGCAAAUGACUAUUUCAUCAAUAUUUGGAUUGCUUCCCUUACAAAAAUUAAUUUUCAGCAUAAUCAGGAAAUCCUUAAAAAAAGAAAAAUCAAGCCAGGGCUCAUACAAAUCAUGUUUUAGCUACUGUUCUGGGCUACUCUCCUAUUAUUAUUAUCUGUUUAAAACAAACAUAGGAUCCAUGGAUGAAAAGGCCUGUGCCAUUAGUGUUACAUUAUUACUGUCCUGUGCUUUUCACUCAUGCUACGGCCCGAGGUACAUGGCAGCUUUGGGCACGGUGAAGCCACUCUUUGCUCAGGGUCACAGACCGGUAGGUGCAGUAAAGCAGCCCCAGCAAAGCUCAGCCUUGGCUUUGCUGCUUCAUAGUCCUUACACCACACUCCUGGCUUGCUGCAAUCACAGCCACUGCAAUCACAGUUAAGAGCUAGCUCCCGCUGACAUGUUUUCCCUAAGGAGUGAGGCAGCGUGCCAAAUUUCAGCCCUCGGGCCUAUUAAUCACCAAGUGGUAUAUUGUAGGAAAUUAUAAUGGGUACAGCCAUAUCAAAUAAAACUUUGCCAUCUGAUCAGUCCUCUUCCUGGGAAAGAAAUUAAUAACAGCAAUGUAACAAAAGAGGCUUUCAUAUGUAUGUGGUUUCUUACUUAAUGAAAUAGCCAUUUACAAUUCUUGCCUGAUGGUAUUAACAAGUAUUAGACCUCCCCAGAGAGGGAUUGCUGUAAAAUCCUCCCACAGCAAGACAAAAGUGGGGAAAAAGCUGGGUGAGGAAGACCACUUCUUUUAUUUGCUAGAUCAUUUUCACUGCUUAUUCAUCCAAAGCUGUAAAUCCCUUUGCAGAAAGAGUUUGCUGUUGUUAAUCUGUAAGCAAGUCUGUUUAGGAGCAUGGGGAAAUGAAUAAUUUCAUUCCCCCCAUUUCUCCCCAGUUUGAAUUGCAACCUCAUUUACACACCCAAUUACAGCUGUUGCUCAUGGAAAAUGGGAUAGUGAGUGUGCAGACAAUCUUAAUUAUCCAUGGGCGUAUGUCAUCCCUGGGGAGCUGUGAACAGGGUUUGCAAUUGCACAUGCACACCCACACAGUCUGGAAAUCUGUAUCCCACAUCAGCAACAGAUAGAAUAAAUCUUUGUCAUCAUAUAGGACCACUAAAUCAAAGCAAGGCCUUCCCUAUCUCUGGACUUAAAUUAAAAUAUCCUACUUUGGAAUAAAGACAAUAGUCUUUAUAAAUUUUAAUCUCAAAUCAAUGUUAAUAAUUGGCCGUUCAUCUCU
Molecule: messenger RNA, 4570 nt
Organism: Phalacrocorax carbo (great cormorant)
Lineage: Eukaryota; Metazoa; Chordata; Aves; Suliformes; Phalacrocoracidae
Source: RefSeq, a predicted model, not a curated record